Hibiscus syriacus is the source of this 1566-nucleotide messenger RNA. RefSeq names its product UDP-galactose/UDP-glucose transporter 2-like. Gene Ontology annotation, cellular component: endoplasmic reticulum membrane; Golgi membrane. Lineage: Eukaryota; Viridiplantae; Streptophyta; Magnoliopsida; Malvales; Malvaceae. Gene Ontology annotation, molecular function: transmembrane transporter activity. The record is from RefSeq and is a predicted model, not a curated record. Bases 422 to 1483 code for a protein of 353 amino acids. Gene Ontology annotation, biological process: transmembrane transport. The transcript is spliced from 8 exons.
ACCUUUUAAUUUGAUCUCCAAUAUUGACUUUAAAUGACUCCCUCCCUUCAUCUUCCUCUUGUUUUUCUCAUUUUUUUAAGUCCCAGUUUGCCACCAUUUUCUCACAACAGAGACUCAAACACUCCACAAAUCUUCCGAUCUCCCCUUAAUCCGACCUUUUAAGGAAGGUGGAGAGAGAGAGAUCUCAAAGAGAAGUCUUUUGGGGGAAAAAAGAAUUCUUUAUUUUUGAUACUUUACUUCUACAAUUGAUAAAAUUCUAGCCUUUUUAGCUUUUCAGGGCAAUAAAAUAAGAAAUGAAGCAGUUAUUUGAAUACCCUUUUACCGUCUGUUUUAUGGGAUUUAUUCAGGUUUUUCAUUGAAGGAAUAGGGUGAUUCAGUUUUUUUUUUGGGGAAUUUGAGGCUUUUGUUUGUUUUGGAGAAGAUGAAAGGAGAGGAUCAAUCGAGGUCUUUGUUUGGGAUUCAUCUCACUGAUAGGCCGAAAUGGCAACAGUUUCUUAUCUGUUCAUCUGGGUUCUUCUUUGGCUACCUUGUUAAUGGCGUUUGUGAGGAAUAUGUAUAUAAUAGGCUUCAGUUCAGCUAUGGAUGGUACUUCACUUUUGUACAAGGAUUUGUUUACCUGAUAUUGAUAAGGCUUCAAGGCUUUUCCAUGAAGCAAAUGGUGAAUCCAUGGAAAACAUAUGUGAAACUCUCUGCUGUUCUCAUGGGUUCUCAUGGAUUAACCAAGGGUUCUUUGGCUUACCUCAACUACCCUGCUCAAAUAAUGUUUAAAUCUACCAAGGUGCUGCCGGUUAUGAUUAUGGGUGCAUUCAUCCCUGGGCUGAGAAGGAAAUAUCCGUUUCAUGAAUACGUCUCUGCGGUGCUUCUUGUUGUUGGUCUCAUCCUCUUCACCUUAGCCGAUGCUCAAACGUCUCCGAAUUUUAGCAUCAUUGGUGUUUUAAUGAUUCUGGGUGCUUUGAUUAUGGAUUCCUUUCUUGGGAAUUUUCAGGAAGCGAUUUUCACCAUGAAUCCAGAUACAACUCAAAUGGAGAUGUUGUUUUGCUCGACAAUUGUUGGGAUCCCUUUCUUAGUUGUUCCAAUGAUUCUAACAGGCGAGCUCGUUAGGGCCUGGAAUUCUUGUUCUCAGCAUCCUUAUGUGUAUGGGGUGUUGGUGUUUGAAGCUAUGGCCACAUUCAUUGGUCAAGUGUCGGUUUUAUCCCUUAUUGCCAUCUUCGGUGCUGCUACGACUGCCAUGAUAACAACUGCAAGAAAAGCUGUCACAUUAUUGCUGUCAUACAUGAUAUUUACAAAACCUUUAACCGAACAGCAUGGAUCCGGGCUGUUGCUCAUUGCCAUGGGGAUCGUAUUAAAGAUGUUUCCGGAUAAUAAAGCGGCACCCCGGAUCCCGACAUCAAACAUAAAUGCCAAGCAUCAUCCGGAAACCCCUUCCACCGAAGCAGAAAGUGUAGAACUUGAAGAAGAUGAGGAGAAAAAGCCCUUGGUCUGAUAAAUAAGCUCAUUUGAAAACCCAAAUCUUCAAGCACAAAAUCCCCAAACAUCCAAAGAUAUGAGCCAAAAGUACUCCACUGC